AUGGCCACAGACUCUGCCCCACAGAUGAGCCGGGUCCUGAUGCCUCCGGACCCCAGCUCCAUCCCUGGCUACACUGAUCACCGUGUACACCGCAGGUUGAGCGGGAGGAAACCGUACGUGGAGCUGAAGUCCUCACUCCUGCACAGCCCCACGGUCCAAAGCUCCCACCGGAUGGUGCUGCAGCCUGCUCACGGGUCCUGCUGGGGUGCUACGCCCCCGGGGCUGGGAGCUUGCAGGGGGGCAGGCGCUCAGCCCCUGAGCUGCACGGCCAUCCCUGGGUAUACAGGGUUCAUCCCCCGAGCCCAGCACUUCUUCGCCAAGACUUACUCCGAGGUCUGCAAGGAGGCCAGGAGCAGCUUCGCCCAGCAGCGGCUGGGGUCUGCCCACGAGGAGCAGGUGCGGAGGACACGGCUGCUGUGCCAGGACCCCAUGCAGGACCGAUCCCCCUACUCCAUGGAGGAUGAUGAUCCCCAAAAAUAUUUCAUCUCAGGCUUCACGGGCUUUGUGCCCCGUGCCCGGUUCCUGAUCGGGACAGGCUACCCGAUCACCACCAACCGGGCCCUGCUCGAGUUCAGCCAAAUGACCCUGAGGAAAGGCGGCAGGAGCAGGACCGAGAAGGGCGGUGUGGUUCUCUCACCCCUGGGAAAGACUUACCCUGCGGACAGGGGUCUGCUGCCUCAUUACGCAGGCUACGUCCCAGGUUACAAGUUCCAGUUUGGCCAUACCUACGGACACCUGACUCACAACGCCCUGGGGCUGAGCGCCCUGGAGAAGAAGAUCCCGGACUGA
Messenger RNA from Oxyura jamaicensis (ruddy duck), 789 nucleotides. It is a transcript of the gene CIMIP2B, whose product is annotated as family with sequence similarity 166 member B. The record is from RefSeq and is a predicted model, not a curated record. The coding region runs from base 1 to 789 and encodes 262 amino acids. Lineage: Eukaryota; Metazoa; Chordata; Aves; Anseriformes; Anatidae. The transcript is spliced from 6 exons.